Plasmodium reichenowi is the source of this 1978-nucleotide messenger RNA. Its product is annotated as chromosome associated protein, putative. The transcript is spliced from 13 exons. Gene Ontology annotation, molecular function: ATP binding; protein binding; double-stranded DNA binding. The record is from RefSeq and is a predicted model, not a curated record. The annotation marks the transcript as partial. NCBI's taxonomy places the organism in Eukaryota, Apicomplexa, Aconoidasida, Haemosporida, Plasmodiidae. Gene Ontology annotation, biological process: mitotic sister chromatid cohesion. Gene Ontology annotation, cellular component: chromosome.
ACUAUUAAAAAUGAAAAGUAUUUGAAAGAAUUAGAAGAGGAAUCAAAAGUGUUAAAUAAAAGCAUACAAGAAAACGAAACGUUAUCAGAAAAAUAUGGAAGUGAAAUAAAUGAAUUAAACAAUAAAUCUGAAAAGUGUGUUGAACAAAAAAGACAAUGUCAACAAAAAAUAUCAGAAGGGACAACAAAUUUAAAUGAAAUAAAAUGCCAAAUUAUUGAAGUUAAUGAUAAGUACGAUGAAAUAAUAAAAAGUUCUAAUAAGGAAAUUCUGAAAAUUGUGGAUCUUAUAAUGGCAGAGAAAAGCAUAAAAAGAGAAAACAUUUUAGGCUUUUUAAUAGACAAUAUAAAUGUUGAUAAAACGUAUGUUAAAGCUGUUGAUACAAUUUUGGAAAAUCACUAUUUUACUUUAAUUGUCGAAGAUAUGCAAACAGCAAAAAACAUAGUUGAAUUUAUAGAAAAGAAGAGGGAAGAAAAAACAAGCAAAGAAUUUAAUUUUAAAGAAUUUUACUUUGGUAAAUUAACCAUAGUACCUUUAUUAAAUAUAAAAAAAUUUAAUGAAUUUAAUUAUCCCAAUGAUAAAAAUAUUGUUCCUUUAAUAAAAUGUGUAAAUUAUAAUAGCAAAAUAUAUGAAUUCUUAAAAAAUAUUUUAUUCAAAACGAUCAUUGUUAAAUCGUUGGAAUCUUGUGAGAAUUACUUGGAAGAAAAUUAUAACUGUGUGAAUAUUGAUGGGGAUUAUUUAAGCAAACAUGGUUUUAUGUACGGUGGGUAUAAUAAAAAAAAAUAUGGUAUAUAUACAGUUUAUAAUAAAUUAAAGGAAUUAAAGGAAGAAGAGAAAAAAGAGAAGAGUCAUAUAGAAGAAUUAAAUAACAAUAUUGAAAAAAUAGAUGACGAAUUAAGAAAUAUUUAUGACACAAAAUCAAGUACUGUAGCAAAAAAAAAUGGAUGUGCAAGCACAAUUAAUUCAAUAAAUAAUAAUAUUUACUCAAAUGAAGAAAAUAUCAGAUUGACAAGUGAAAAAAUUAAUUAUAUACAAGAGAAAAAACAAAAUCUUGAACAACAUAAAGAUCAAUUGAAAAUGCAAAUAUUACAACUACGAAAUGAUAAUGUUAAUCCUGAUGAAUCAGAGAAAGUCGGACCAACUGAUAUUAAUUCUUUAAAUGAUGAAGUGAAAAAAUUAAAAGAAGAGUUAAAUAAAAUUAGAAAUGAAUAUGAUGAUUUUAAAAACAAAUUGGAAUUAUUAUAUCAAAAAAGAAAUGAGAAUGAUUCGAGUAUAUAUAUGGAGGAAUAUGAAGACGUAGACAUUGAUGAAUAUAACAACGAUUUGGCUGAUAAAAAAGACCACAGUGACAAGAUUGAGAAAGAAAAAAUACAUUAUGAGCAAAAAAUAAGGGAAAUUAAUAAAGAAAUGGAAAAUGUAAAAUCUAGCAUAGAUAAAAUCCUAAUAAACGAGAAGAAGCAUAAGAAGAAAAUUUUGGAUUUAUGUCAUCAAAUGAAUCAAAUAAAUGAGGAACUUCGCAUUUUAGAGGGAAAAGAAGAGAAUAUAAGAAAAAAGAAAGUUUUGUUACCUCAAGGAAUACAAGAAUUAGAAGAAUAUAGAACUUAUGAUAAGCAGCAAUUAUCUGCAAAGUUGAAAUCUGUAACAAUGGAAUUGAAAAAAUACUCAAACGUGAAUGAAAAGGCAGGAGAUAGAUUGAAUAUUCUUAUGAAUGAUUUUAAUGAAUUAAAAAAACGUCAUGAAGAAAUAAAUAGUUCCCACAAAAAUAUUAAGGAUAUGAUACAACAUAUCGGAAAGAAAAAAGAUGAAGCUUUAGAAGCUACCUAUGUAAAAAUCAAUAAAUAUUUUUCUGAGUAUUUUUCCUUGCUUUUUAAAAAUAGGAAAGCUAGUUUGGUUUUAAAAAAAAUGAACGAAAAGGAAUAUAAAGAGAAAUUACAAGAAAUGAGUGAAAAAAGGAUUAAGAGAAGAAUUAUUGAUGAAGAAG